UUUUGGUGGAGACAAAAAAAAAGAUAGAGAGCGUUAAAAAUGUCUGGAGCGCAAGGAGCAGAGCCGAUGGGAUCAAAGACGGCGACGACGUACGAGUCGGUGGAAGGAGGACAGAACAAGACAAAGCUUGAUAUAAGGUCAAAGGAAGACGAAGGUGGAAUUCAAGUUGAUAAGCACCAAGAGAAGGUCACCGAUGCUGCUGGUCUAGGCGGACCUGUCUUUGGCGCUGGUAAAGACGACAAGAAGCAGGAUCUUGGUGUUACCGGCACUGGCUAGGUCUGUGGUUUUGUAAUGUAGAAUAUGAAUGCGUAUACGUGGGGGAUCUCUUCUUGUCAUGUAAUCAAUCAAUAAAGUAAUAUCUCACUCUUGGUAUCAAAAA
This is a messenger RNA of Brassica napus (rape), 379 nucleotides long. RefSeq lists its product as uncharacterized. The transcript has a single exon. NCBI's taxonomy places the organism in Eukaryota, Viridiplantae, Streptophyta, Magnoliopsida, Brassicales, Brassicaceae. The record is from RefSeq and is a predicted model, not a curated record. Bases 40 to 276 code for a protein of 78 amino acids.